AUGUAUCCGCGAUUUCUAGGGCGCAACUAUCCGCUUGAUAAGCAUCUGUUCUUCGUGACCCGAUAUUCCUUUGGAUUACUGGGUCUAAGAUUCGGACAGAAGCAAUCGUGGUUACAUCUCUCAUGGCUGGUGUUCAAUUUCGUGAAUCUAGCGCAUUGCUGCCAGGCGGAAUUCGUCUUUGGCUGGAGCCACUUACGCACCAGUCCCGUGGACGCCAUGGAUGCCUUUUGUCCUUUGGCCUGCAGUGCAACAACGCUUUUCAAGCUCGGAUGGAUGUGGUGGCGCCAUCAGGAGGUUGCUGACUUAAUGGAACGUGUCCGAUUGCUCAUCAAAGAGCAGGAGAAGAGGAAAGAUUCGCGCAGAGAUAGGGCGCAAAGGAGCUACUAUCAAAUGGUCACCAGGUGUGGGAUGAUGGUCUUCACUUCGGGCAGCAUCACAACUGGUGCCUUCGUCCUGCGAUCCCUUUGGGAAAUGUGGGUACGUCGACAUCAGGAGUUCAAAUUCGAUAUGCCCUUUCGCAUGCUGUUUGGGGAGUUUGCUCAUCGUAUGCCCUGGUUUCCAGUUUUUUAUCUCUACUCCGUUUGGAGUGGUCAGGUCACUGUGUAUGCCUUUGCUGGAACCGAUGGUUUCUUCUUUGGGUUUACACUGUAUAUGGCCUUUUUGUUGCAGGCCUUAAGAUAUGACGUUCAAGAUGCUAUAAGGCCAGUCGAAGAUCCUUCGGUCAGGGAAUCCAAUCUCUGCUGUCAGCGAUUGGCGGAUAUCGUGGAUCGUCAUAACGAAAUAGAGAAGAUUGUUCAGGUAUUCUCUGGAAUCAUGGCAGAACCCACUUUCGUCCAUUUUGUAUCAGCCAGCUUAGUGAUAGCCACCAGUGUGAUUGAUAUACUAUUGUAUUCCGGCUACAAUAUCAUCCGAUAUAUGGUUUAUACCAUCACUGUGUCCUCGGCUAUAUUUCUUUAUUGCUAUGGUGGUACAGAAAUGGCCACAGAGAGCCUUUCCUUGGGAGAAGCUGCCUACAGUAGUGCCUGGUAUAAGUGGGAUCGAGAGACCCGAAGGCGAGUUUUUCUAAUUAUCCUGCGAGCUCAACGACCCAUUACUGUAAGGGUGCCCUUCUUUGCACCUUCUUUGCCAGUCUUCACAUCGGUCAUAAAGUUCACAGGAUCCAUUGUGGCUCUGGCCAAAACCAUAUUGUGA
Molecule: messenger RNA, 1191 nt
Organism: Drosophila eugracilis
Lineage: Eukaryota; Metazoa; Arthropoda; Insecta; Diptera; Drosophilidae
Gene: Or45b
Product: odorant receptor 45b
Exons: 6
Coding region: 1-1191 (396 amino acids)
Biological process (GO): detection of chemical stimulus involved in sensory perception of smell; sensory perception of smell
Cellular component (GO): plasma membrane
Molecular function (GO): olfactory receptor activity; odorant binding
Source: RefSeq, a predicted model, not a curated record